Molecule: messenger RNA, 2949 nt
Organism: Carcharodon carcharias (great white shark)
Lineage: Eukaryota; Metazoa; Chordata; Chondrichthyes; Lamniformes; Lamnidae
Product: thiamine transporter 1-like
Exons: 6
Coding region: 293-1801 (502 amino acids)
Biological process (GO): vitamin transport; transmembrane transport
Cellular component (GO): plasma membrane
Molecular function (GO): vitamin transmembrane transporter activity
Source: RefSeq, a predicted model, not a curated record
GUUGCUCGGUGGAAGGGGACGGGUCCAAAUGGAACGUGGGCCUGGAGCGCGUGAGAGAGAAACCGAGCGACAACUGGAGCCGGGGUAGAGAGAAGUCCGGGGAGAGAGGGAGAGGGAGAGAGCGAGAAGUGGAGCCGGGGUAGAGAGAAGCCUGGGGAGAGAGGGAGAGAGCGAGAAGUGGAGCCGGGGUAGAGAGAAGCCCGGGAGGAGAGGGAGAGAGCGAGGAGCCCGGGGAAGGGGAGAGCCAAGCGGAGCCCGGCCACAGGGGUCUGUCGGCAGCGACUACAGAACCAUGGAGAGUCCUGGCACCAGCUGGCUCUACCCCACCGCCCUGCUGUGUGUCUGCGGCUUCUUCUCCAACGUCCGGCCAUCUGAACCUUUCCUGACUCUUUACCUUCUGGGACCGGAUAAAAACCUGACCGAGCAGCAAGUGAAUGAGAUUUUUCCAGUGUGGACUUACUCCUACCUAGUGCUGUUGUUUCCCAUCUUUCUUGCGACUGAUUAUCUCCGAUACAAGCCCGUCAUCGUGCUACAAGGUGUAGCUUUGAUCAUUACCUGGUUCAUGCUAUUGUAUGCCCAAGGACUGCUGGCAAUGAAGUUUCUAGAAUUUUUCUAUGGAUUGGUAACCGCAUCAGAGGUGGCUUAUUACUCCUAUAUCUACUCUGUAGUGGACUUUAAUAUGUACCAGAAAGUAACUGGAUAUUGUCGUUGUGCCACAUUGGUUGGGUACACAGUGGGAUCUGUUACAGGGCAAAUCUUGGUCUCAUUUACUGAGAUGUCCCUCUUCCACCUCAAUGUUAUUACCUUGGUUUGUGUAGCAGUUGCCUUUAUUACAUCGAUGUUUCUUCCAAUGCCACAAAAGAGCAUGUUCUUUCACAGAGUGAGAGGAGAUUGUAAUGGAAAGGAAAUCAAAGAUGAAUCUGUAAAGUCAUCGUCCGAAGAACUUGAAUCAACAUCAACAACGCCACUGAACUGUAGCCGUGAUGAUACUGAAAAUUUGAAACAUGUUCAUCUGCCAGAACCAAUGGAUAACACCUCAUACACCCAUGAAGUUAUGAAUAAAAAGCCACUCAAAGGUAUCUGUGUUGUUCUUACAAGGCUGUGGAAGACUUUCCUGCAGUGUUAUUCCUCUUGGCCACUACUCUGCUGGUCAGCAUGGUGGGCAUUGUCUACUUGUGGCUAUUUUCAAAUAUUGAAUUACAUUCAAAUCCUGUGGGAGAAAAUUCUUCCUUCUCAGAAUUCCCAAAUUUACAAUGGAGUGGUGGAAGCUGCAUCUGCAUUGUUGGGUGCUUUGGCAGCAUUUGUCAUAGGUUAUGUAAAGAUUUCAUCCAUCUGGAGUGAAGUUGCACUUCUCGUCUUUUCUUCUAUUAUUGCUGUUUCAGUGUUUCUGAUGAACACUGUCCGAAGCAUCUGGGUGUGCUACAUCUGUUACGUUGCUUUCAAAAUUAUCUACAUGAUGGUUAUAACUAUAGCAACGUACAAGAUUGCUGCAAAUUUAAGUGUGGAACUGUAUGCUUUGGUGUUCGGCGUAAAUACUUUUGUUGCCUUAGCCCUUCAGACUCUUUUGACCUUGAUUGUAGUCGAAUCUAGUAUGCUGAAUUUGGACAUACUCGGACAGUUUCUGGCUUACUCAAUUUACUUUGCAGCAGUAGCAGUGUUGUUCCUGAUCUUUGGUGUGUGCAACAUUAUAAAGAGAUACAGAGAAGAGUCACAAGCAACUGAAAACAUCUCUGGUUGUUUGGACAGCAGGAAUGAAGUGUCACCAAAGACGUCUUGUGAGCAGAUGUCAUGCUUGCAGUGAGGCUGACUAAAGACAACUUAAUAUGUGUAGUUGUAUGUGAUGUGAUUCAGUAACUAUAUUCAUUGAAGUAGAAUGAUCUAUUUUUCUACAGUGUCAUUAACCAGGAAUUUCCUCGGUCAUAACCUCAUGAGAAAUGCAGCAGACUCCCUGUUUUUACACAUGAAGGCUUCCACUGAAUUUGGAAGUUGCUGUGGUGGAGUGCAAGCAGUUUAUUGCUUCCUCUGUGUCAAUGGGUAAACUAAAAUAAAAAAAUAAAAUGAAAUGAAAAUGUCUACUGUUAGAUGUGAUUCCACGAAUUUGUAGCACUUAUUGAACAACCUUGAGUGUGCUAACAGCUACAGAAACUGAAGGCAACUUAUUUGAGAAAAUCUAUCCAAGUUUAGGAGCCUUGAACUCUAGUUCUAAAUUUGAGUAAUACUGUAUGAGAGUCAAAUGCAAAAGGGGAUGGGGGAGGGUAAAGAUUCUACCAGAGGAUUCUGGCUGAAAUCUAAAUAUUGAACCAUACUAAAGUUUUCACUUAAGCUGCUGAGUGCAACUAUUUAUAGAUACCAGCAUCUUGAUACUGAUUUGCUAUCUAUCAUUACAAUUUGUAAGCAUAUGUGUUAGACAUAAAUUAUGCUUUGAUACCGAUAUAUAUUUAUAGCCUCUGGUAAUGUGGAAAUAUAGUAUGAAAAAAAGCAUGUUCAGUAACAGUUACAAAUAAAAAAAUGUGAUGCUCAAAAUCACCCCCACCGGUUGCCUUACUUUUAUGAUGGUGCAUCUGUCUGCCUGGUUGUAGCAACAUUCUACAGAUGAACAGGCCAGGCCAAAAAAAAUAUACUUGAAGAUGGAAGAUUUGCAGGGCAUUUUGAGAGAACUGAAGCAAGAAUGAUGGGCUGAAUGGCCCUUUCUGUGCUGUAUCGUAUCUGAACAUAACUAAUGACAGCACAAAAUUUUAACAUAAAUAGUACCAGGUACUGAAGUAAAGUUAGUCUUUUAUGCAAGUCUGUUGCAAGUUAGUUUUGGGUACUGUUAGAAAACACUGGUGGUUUUAUGCCACAUGUAAUUUACUUGACCUGAUGCGAAUUAUGUACCAAAUACUGAUACUGGGGCGUGUGUGAUGGAAAUAUGCCAUGUGAUGAAGUGACUAAAUGUCUACUGAGACUUGC